UAUGAGUCCCAUGGCGGUAUGCCUAUGGAAGAGCUUACUCGACUUCUAAGCGAUUCGGAGCUUCCUGGCCAAAGGGUUCAAAGAUUCGUCAAUCGUGCCGAUUAUGACAGAGACGGCCGUGUCACCCUCAACCUUGAUAUUCAUAUCUAG
Protopolystoma xenopodis is the source of this 150-nucleotide messenger RNA. Lineage: Eukaryota; Metazoa; Platyhelminthes; Monogenea; Polystomatidea; Polystomatidae. The record is from the annotation of a GenBank genome assembly.